Messenger RNA from Corvus hawaiiensis (hawaiian crow), 1792 nucleotides. RefSeq names its product protein FAM32A-like. The transcript has 2 exons. Bases 1318 to 1632 code for a protein of 104 amino acids. Gene Ontology annotation, cellular component: nucleolus. The record is from RefSeq and is a predicted model, not a curated record. NCBI's taxonomy places the organism in Eukaryota, Metazoa, Chordata, Aves, Passeriformes, Corvidae.
GGCGUGGCCCUUCCUCAGUCCCUGGGUCCCGAAUGGGGCUGGAAGGGACCUCUGGAGAACAUCCAGUCCAACUUUGGCACGUGGAGCAGGUGGGAUUGGAAUGUCUCCAGAGAGGGAGACUCCACCGCCUCCCUGGGCAGCUGUUCAGUGCCCUGCCACCCUCAGUGUAAAGUUCUUCCUCGUCUCGAGGUGGGACUUCUUCUGGUUUAGUGUAUGGCCAUUGCACCACUGGAAGGAGUCUGGCACUCACGUGGGAGAUAUUUAUAUGGAUUGGUGAGAUCCCCUCUUGUUGGAAAAUAUACCAAGUUUAAAAUUCUUAUUUUAUAACUUGAGGAAAGGGCAGUCAAUAGCUAACUCAUGUAAGCACAGUUAACUAUUGGGAGACAGCAAAUGUUAGUUCAGACAGCAGAUGUUAAUUACAAAACCUAAGAAGCUGAAUUCACCCUAAUCUUGUCAAGAUAGAGGGGACAAGGAUCAUCUCAGAGACCGCUGAAUCAUUCCUCAAAGGACUACGCAUGCCCAGGGAGAAAGGUGAAAAGGGCACUGUGAGGAUGACUACUGAUCUUCAUCAGAGAGACCCCCGAGGAAGAAGAGGAGCGACCACCAGGACACACAGCGCAUGCGUGACCCGUAUGCUAAUGAUAUUAAUGACUUCCAGAAGUAAUUUGUAUAACCACACCUGUCCCAAGGAAUGUGAUGAAUAUUCAUAAUUUAGCCCAUAAUACUGUGUUGUAGAGAGCACCAGGUGUGUGUGUUUGGAGGAGCGAUCCCCACACACCCGGCGCCGAAUAAAGCAAACACCCACUUCUCUGACUCUGUCUCUGAAGUGUCUCCUGGCCCGGUUUGGGGCGAUUCAAGAUCCCCUCCUGUUGGAAAAUAUACCAAGUUUAAAACUCUUAUUUUAUAACUUUAGUCACAUUUGUUCGCCUUUGCCCCGGGGGAAGGAAGUUUCUUUCCAAAGCAUUUUCCCACUAGGUGAGGCCUGAUGAGUUUAGCAUCUCAGGGGACUGAGAACAGCACAAGAGAUACACAAGAGAUAAAGGCCAUCAAGGGCCAUUGACGAACCAUCAGCAAACAUCAGCGAACAUCUACUCCAGAGCUGCCCUGGUUGGAGACACCUGGUCCGGAAAAGGCUGAUAAGGAAAUCCAGGAGUGAAGACUUAAUUAACAUCAGAGGCGAAGAAAUCCGUAUCCAGUAGGAAACCAGCUACUAAGAGCUGUCCGGCUUGGGACCAAUGAAGGUUAAACCAAUGGAUUUCAUGGGUUUUGGACUGCAUAAAGCGGGGUCAGAAUAGAGAGUAGAAACUGGUAGAGCUCAUGGAGCGCGGUCCCCUGCGGCUGAAGGGCAGCGGGGGCGCCCCGGGGGCCGGCAAGCGGAGGAAGAAGAAGAAGAAGGCGAAAGACAAAGCUCAGAUCGUGAGCAGCAAGAAGCAGGAGGAGGAGAAGCAGCACGGGCUGGACAAGCGGACCCCGGCGCAGGUGGCCUUCGAGAAGAUGCAGGAGAAGCGGCAAAUGGAGCGGAUCCUGAAGAAAGCGUCGAAAACCCACAAGCAGCGAGUGGAGGACUUCAACAGGCACUUGGAUACUCUGAGUGAGCAUUACGACAUUCCCAAAGUCAGCUGGACCAAAUGACCGGGCUGCUUGUCACGGCUCUGGAGCUGGACUCGUGUUCUGUUUGUAUCAAGCAAGGUUGCUGUGUAAAUCUGUCUGUUCUCCAUCUUGUCUAAUGUAUCUUCUGAGCUUUUAUGACUUUAUCCUGUCCUAUUUUAUAGUCUUGUUUUUUAAAACCAAA